AUGGCUACAAUCAGCUGGGGGACCAUCCGGUCCCUCUUGAUCUUCUUCGGGCCCAUGCUCCUGCCCAAGCUCAUCAGAUGGUACAAGGACUUCCGUAACGGCUCGAAUGCCCACGGCCUCCGCGUGCGACCCGUCCCGCUUCAGGCAUUCCGUGCCCUCACCCUCCUCGCCGUGACCGCUGGCGUCUUCUUCGUCCUCGCGACACCACUCUAUGCCCCCGAGAACGUCUUCGUCCUGACUCAGUCCCGCCUCCAAAUCCCGACCGACACGCUGUUCAACCGCAUCAGCUCUCUCCGGCCCGGCAAUGUCUUGACCAACUUCGACCAGGCCCUGAGGACCAAGUUCGUCAGCCUCGAGUCCCGCCUGCUCUACCUCCAGUUUGGCCCGGAUGUCAUGGCGGACUGCCCCUUCUGCAGCUCCGACGACAUCAAAUCAUACCUCUACUACGCUGUGCCGGGCCUUCUUGGCCCGCACCUCGCCAACCUCGUCGCCCUGUCCCUGGCGACCUCCGAGGCCGUUGCGGGCCGCGAGGGCAUGCAGUGGCGCGGCUACACCACCAUCGCCGCGGGGCUCGGCGCCGUGAUCGACCUGUACACCGUGAGCAACUACAACCACCAGGCCAACGCCCGCGCCCCGCGCCUGCAGGAGCUGGACAUGUUCUUCUGGAACACGCGGGUGUACCGCAACAUCGGGCUGGCCACGCUCGAUCUCGUCUUCGCCGUGCUGCUCUACCUCAGCUCGACGAACCGGGCCUUCGCCACGCCCCCGUCCCCCGCGGAGCGCAUAGAGGCUGCCACGCGCUCGCUCAUGUCGACCCGGUCCAAGCUGUCCGCGUUUGGCGUGUUCAAGAACACGUCGAUCCGCGACGAGGAGCUGCGGAGCCGUACGGUGGCGUACUGGCAGCACGAGGGCCACCUGAUGCGGGAGAUGAUGGAGGACCGCGAGGUCAUCGAAGGCGUCAACGAUGCGCUCGAGAAUCGCAUCAACAUCCAGACCAUUACCAAGGAUGCCGAUCUGUAUGUGGCAAACUUGCUACCCCCCGAGCAGGAACCAGUGCCAGAGACCAUCGUUGGUUGA
Messenger RNA from Microdochium trichocladiopsis, 1077 nucleotides. RefSeq lists its product as uncharacterized. The coding region runs from base 1 to 1077 and encodes 358 amino acids. The record is from RefSeq and is a predicted model, not a curated record. The transcript is spliced from 2 exons. NCBI's taxonomy places the organism in Eukaryota, Fungi, Ascomycota, Sordariomycetes, Xylariales, Microdochiaceae.